Molecule: messenger RNA, 2031 nt
Organism: Gadus macrocephalus (Pacific cod)
Lineage: Eukaryota; Metazoa; Chordata; Actinopteri; Gadiformes; Gadidae
Product: major facilitator superfamily domain-containing protein 8-like
Exons: 10
Coding region: 225-1529 (434 amino acids)
Biological process (GO): transmembrane transport
Molecular function (GO): transmembrane transporter activity
Source: RefSeq, a predicted model, not a curated record
AAUUCACUGCCUCAUUUGUUUCUCUGAGCUUUAUUCUUCAGAUAAGAAGCCUGUAGUUUGAUUCUACUUUUCUUCUGGAGAUUACGAAGGAGAGUCUCCUCAGAGAUGCUGUUCUAAGUGGAGUCACACUGUCUUCCAUUUCCGUUCCCCUUCCUCCCCUCCUCCACGAGGGACAUGUGGAGUCAGAAGCUGGUGAUUAAAAGGAGAGAAAGUCUUUCAACAUCAUGGAUAAACACCAGAAGAGGAGGAUCACGUUCUUAACCAUCGGACUGAUAUUCCUGCUCAGCGGCAUCGAGUACGCGGUCAUUCUGCCUACAAUAUGGCGUUACCUCCAGAUCCUGGAAGCCCCGCCCUACUUCCUGGGUCUGGGCCUAUCAGCGUUCAGCCUGAGCGGGCUGCUGACGGGGCCGCUGUUUGGCCUGUGGUCGGACCGCAGCAGAGCCACAAAACACAUCAUCCUCUUCUCCAACCUCUUCGAGAUCGCCGGUAACUUCAUGUAUUUCCUGGGAUAUUCAAAAUGGUUGUUGUUAUGUAGUCGGCUUGUAGCAGGUGUGGGUGCGGGGGCCGGGUCCUCCAUCUUUGGAUUCAUAACGCGUUGCACGCAAGCAGACGAGCGUGCCAGUGUCUUUGCCGCCAUCAUGGCCUUUCGCCAGGCCGGUCUACUAAUUGGCCCGGCGUUCAACAUGUUCCUACGACUGUGUGACUUCAAGCUGGGCCCGUUUGUUGUGGACAAGUACACCUCUCCCGGGAUCUUCAUGUGUGUGCUGUGGACUCUGCUCCAGUUCGUGGUGCUUGCCUUCUACUGGGACGUACCAUCUGCAGACUCAGCGGAGGGGGGUCCAUUACAGGAGGAGGUGGUGCUGUUGGAGAUGAACGAGGAGGAGUUGCCCCUGGUGGCCGCCGAGGAGGAUUCUGUGCACCGCUACCUCGCCGUCCACUCGGACUACCGGCCCCAGCCUGUCCGCUGCCCCUCCAAGGACCACGACCCAGAUCCCCCCACCAGCCCGGGCGCCGGCAGCGAGUUCCUGCGAGAGGAGGUGGUGGUUCUGCUCACGGCUCAGUUCAUUACGCUGUUCAACCAAACCGCACUGGAGACAAUGGUGACCCCGAUGACACAGCGGUACUUUGGCUUCACGGAGCUGGGCAACAGUCUGAUGUACGGUGCGUGCGGCGUGGAGGUGAUCCUGGGCUUCCUCCUGGUCCGCUGGCUGAGCAGCCGCGUGGCGGACCGCGUGGUGCUGGCCGUCGGCCUGGCGAUCUGUGGCGUGGCCUGCGUCUGGUGCCUCAUCUUUCUCACCGACCUGCGAGGCGGGUACGAGUGGGAGCUGACAGCAUUCAUCAUCGGCGUGUUCCUGCAGUUGCUGGGGCUUCCUUUCGUGGCCGUGUCUCAGGUGUCCCUCUUCUCCAAAGUCACCGCUGAAAAAACACAAGUAUGGAAGGGAAGAUUUGGAGGUACCUGGUCAGGCCUUGGUCAGCCUACAAAUCCCAGAUGUGGAGACUGCAGGGAUACCUCACAGAGAGGACACUAAAGAGCCAUCUCAUUCAUCGAGUGGACUCAUUGGUUUGCGAAUGACCACAAAGAUGCUCCCAUGGGCAGAUUGCUGCAUGGCAUUUGCCACUUAUUCAAAUUGUAGAGGUUGAAGCUGUCUUCAUUGUGGUCACUUGCCAUAACACUGUCAUGGGUUUUUAUCAAAACAACAUCAGUAACAUUUAAAUUGAGUUGAUGUGGACGGCUCUUUUUUUGUCUGAUUUUUUCAGUGUUCAGUGCCUGUUUGUGAGAUAUGCAUUGUUUGAAAGAUAAGCCUUUGAUUUUGUUUAAUUUUAAUAUGCCUUUCAUCAACAGUGGUUUGGGGUUUUAUAACAACAAUUAAAGUGCUUAACUACUGGUGAACGACGUUGCAGAACAUAUAUGGUACAAGUUUGUGUUAAUUGCAUGGAAAAGGGAAUAACCAGUUAUAACUUAUAUGGUAAGAGCCUGGAAUACCAUGGAAACAAACAAGGCUUCCUUUUACACUACAGUUUCAGCUUACU